AUGGCGGAGAUGUACUCGGGGCUCCACGUGGGCCAGCGGUUCGGCUCGCUAGAAGAGUUCAAGGCACUGGUACGGACCAUCUCCGUGAGGCAACAUUGGGAGCUCCGCGUCACAAGAAGCAACAAGAAGAGCGUGGUAAUAGGAUGUCGCUCUUCAAACAAUUGUUUCUUUCGAGUCGUCUGUCGUGCAAACAAAAACGCGACCUACAUUAGCAGUCUCCAAGACAGUCAUAACUGUCGACGCAAUGCGACCCCCACAUCGAGAACACCGGCUCGCUCGGAGGCUUCGCAUGUCCGCUUCCUCCUUUCGGAGAUCCCCAAGCUUUUUGACAUGAGCCAUAACGUCAAGGCCCAAGAUGUUGUCGACGCUAUCAAGCGAUAUCAUGGAUACGACAUAUCCAUGCGACAAGCGCAACGAGCACUUAUUCGCCUACAACAGAAAGAAGUCCAGAACCAGAGCGAAGAGACCAAUACGCAUGACUCCAGUGGUGAAGAUCAACCAGACAGUCCGCCAUCUCAGAUGGAGACGCAGGCGAGUAACUCGGCAUUUGGCAGUCUUUCCAGCCAACGCUGGAUUUCGGAAAACAUCCCAUCGGCUCUCAUUGAUAGCAUGCACCAGGGCGAAACCCAUCGCAACUCACUCUCGAUGUCCCAUCUUCACAGUCAACCCGUACAGCCACCCCUUCAAGUCCACCUUAACCAUCAAGUGCCGCACCUGCGCCAAUUACACCAACCACCCGAGGCUCAAUCUCAGGAUCAAACCAGUAUCAGCCACGGCAUUCAUCACCGAACUGACUAUGGUGUAGCCAGCCCCGGCCAACCGUCUGUUCCAGAGCUCGGACAACCCAAAAUGCAGACCCAGCCUUCGAGUAACGGCCAUCCUACAACACCGCAGGCAAUCCUGACAAACUUCAAGAUAGAAUUUACAUGCACCACAUGUGGCGCAUUGAACCAGAGCUUUUUCCCCAACCACGGGAAUGUCAUGGACGGAAGCUUUCUUCCUCAGCACCACGGACCCGACCAAAGUACUACUACCACCGGCGGAGGUCCUUCGGCACAGUCGGUUCAGGGACACGACAGUAACAACCGCGCCGGAGGACCCACGGGCUACGAAGGAACUAGCGCGACAGGUACACGUGGCGUGCAGCCAUCUUGGACGGCAGGUACCCUGGAUCUUACACUUGCACAUACGCACUCUUAG
Messenger RNA from Aspergillus aculeatus ATCC 16872, 1200 nucleotides. RefSeq lists its product as uncharacterized. Bases 1 to 1200 code for a protein of 399 amino acids. The record is from RefSeq and is a predicted model, not a curated record. Lineage: Eukaryota; Fungi; Ascomycota; Eurotiomycetes; Eurotiales; Aspergillaceae. The transcript has a single exon.